GCUGUCAACAACAUCAUCAUCGGGUUUCGAACAAUGACCUGUCUAUGUACCGCCAAUACAUUACGACAAUUCGUCCGAAGUGUAGCUCAAGUCGACCUGCCAAAUACCACGAGGCUUGCUGCAUCGAGGCAGUUUCCCAGGAGACAGAUUUCAGCCUUCACUUAUGCUCACGCGAGUAGAGCAUACUCUUCCGCAACGAAGUCAGAGGACCCGAAGCAGUUUUACGAUUCGAUAGAGCAUGCAUCAUCAAGGAACAAAUGGAGGAUAGGGGAGAAGGAAAGCGACAUUGAAGGUCAGCUUAGUAACAUAGACAAAGAAGGCGCUUUUGUCGAUUUUUCACCAGAGGCUAUCGAUGCCCUUGCUGCAGAAGCUGCAUCUGAACGAGCACAGGAUGAUCACUUUCCUUCGACACCGAAGCACGAAUAUGAUACGCCAUUACGAUCUCUCAUGAAGGUUGCGCCUAAGCAAAAGGAAUAUGUUCCCAUGGAACGAAUACCCGGAGGCGUUGUAAGAAGGUUGAAGUCAGAGAAUACCGGCUUCAAGUUACAUUACUCCGCUCAACCAGACUGGGAAGGAGUUGAAGAACGUGCCGAAAGGCUUAGAAAGCAAAGGGAGGAAGUAGCAGCUGCCAAAGAAGCUCGAGACGAAUGGGUUCCGCCACCGAAAGAACCUUGGAUGAUAGCGAAGAGGAAAGCCAAGGAGAAAUAUCCGGAUGGAUACAACCCUUUGAAGCGACUGUCACCCGAUGCCAUAGCAGGAAUUCGAGCUCUCCACGCUCAAAUGCCCGAACAAUACAAUACCGAAACUCUAGCUGAGGAGUUCAAGAUAUCUCCUGAAGCCAUUCAGCGGAUUCUAAGAUCGAAGUGGAGGCCAAGUCCUGCGGAACAGACCGACCGCGAACAGCGGUGGCAUAAGAGAGGUGAAAAGGUGUGGACUAGACUGGCUGAUAUGGGAACGAAACCACCCAAAGAAUGGAGAGAUUUAGGAAUUGGUUCUGGAAAGCCGGAUUGGAUGAAGAAGAGGGAAAAUCUACGCCCUCGGGCUCCGCUACCCGCUCUCAUCACGAUGGCCCGACGAAGAGAAGCUAAAAUCAAGUCUUCCAAAGAAGAUAGCCUGGCAGAUAGAAUAAUCUGAAGGGUUUAUGCUAUGCAUAUGCAUACAGAUAGCUCCCAAGUUUGCUCAUGUACGAUAGUCGCCCCGGAUCGGUUCCCAUUUGUCGGAAUUCCAGAUGGAAAUCAUGGGAAAGAUUGAUGCAUGAAAUGUUCUGUUCUACUUCGAGAGGACUGUUUCAUGCAGAAGUAUCUAAAAUUCUGGUAGCGAUAAGACAAACCUAGCUCAGUCCAUGAAUCACACCUAAACGGGUCACCCUUCUUAUCAACAAGAUCCUAAUAUAAAGUUGAGAAUGG
Messenger RNA from Mollisia scopiformis, 1406 nucleotides. RefSeq lists its product as uncharacterized. The transcript has a single exon. Gene Ontology annotation, cellular component: nucleus. Lineage: Eukaryota; Fungi; Ascomycota; Leotiomycetes; Helotiales; Mollisiaceae. Bases 34 to 1134 code for a protein of 366 amino acids. The record is from RefSeq and is a predicted model, not a curated record.